Messenger RNA from Exophiala mesophila, 831 nucleotides. Its product is annotated as pyridoxal kinase. Gene Ontology annotation, cellular component: cytosol. The record is from RefSeq and is a predicted model, not a curated record. Gene Ontology annotation, biological process: pyridoxal 5'-phosphate salvage. Gene Ontology annotation, molecular function: pyridoxal kinase activity. NCBI's taxonomy places the organism in Eukaryota, Fungi, Ascomycota, Eurotiomycetes, Chaetothyriales, Herpotrichiellaceae. Bases 1 to 831 code for a protein of 276 amino acids. The transcript has a single exon.
AUGCUGGUUUCGGGUUAUGCGCCCUCCGCAGAUGUGGUUGAUGCGAUUGGAUUCAUCGCCAGAGACCUCCGUUACCGUGCGUCGGUCAGACCGGGUGGAUUCUUUUGGAUCCUUGACCCUGUCAUGGGCGACCAGGGUCGACUUUAUGUGGCUGAGGAAAUCGUUCCUGCUUAUCGCCAGCUAGUUCGUGAGGCGGAUUUGAUCCUUCCAAAUCAAUUUGAGGCCGAGCUGCUGAGCGGUGUAAGCAUCAGUACAUUAACCGGAGUGGCGAAUGCCGUGAGGACAUUACACAAAACUUUUGGAACACGCCACGUGGUGAUCACGAGCGUAGGCGUGGGCUUGAAAGAGACUGGGUCACCUGGUGUUUUGACUGUGGUGGGCUCGACGAGGAAGGAUGACGGAACUGCCCGUCUGUUCAAGGUCGAGGUGCCUAAAUUGGACUGCUUCUUCAGUGGCACUGGUGACAUGUUUGCCGGCCUGAUGGCCGCGAGAUUAAGGGAGGCAGCAGCGGAUGCACAGCUCUUGGAUCGCCCCUCGUGGGCAUCAGAUGAUGAUGUGGAGGCACUUGACCUUCCUCUGGCAAAGGCAACUGUCAAGGUCUUGAGCAGCAUGCAGACCGUUCUGGAGAAGACGAUGAAAGUCAGGGACGAAGAAAUGCAAAGAUUUGCCUCCGGCAGCAUAGGUGGUACCGAUGGGGAAGCCGGUGGUGAUAGUGAAGCGAAAAGAAAAUAUCUUGCAGAAACAAAAGCUGCUGAGGUCAGGGUGGUCAGAUAUGCACGAGAUCUCCUGGAUCCAAAUUUGCGAUACCAAGCUGAAGUAUUGGAGGUUUGA